AUGUAGCACUAUUUACAAUCUAAUAGUAACCUGCAGUGAUAAACAAAUAAAUAGAAAACAAAAGGAUAUCUAAAACCAUAAGAAACGUCAUGUUUGUUGCCCAAUGGAUAUAAAAACAUCGGCCGAUAAAACGAUAAUAACAAAUAAUGAAACUAUAAAUCCUACUAUGAUGCCUGGAAAGCUACACUAUAUGGAAAUAUUAAGAAGUAUUUCAAAGAAGUUGGUUCAUAUUCAGUUUGAGAAUGAAACUGAAGAAGAAAAUUAUGAAUCCACUUGAUAUGAUACCAUGUCAGGGGUUUUGCAGCAAGAAGUUAUUGACUCCAUCGAUUCCAAUACCAGCAGCACCUAUAAUUACUAGCUAUAACUUCCAUCAAAACCUUGGUUGUCCCAUAGCUGGCCAAUGGAAUCCAAUGAACACACCUAUAUUUACAAUGCAACCUUUACCAAUAAUUAUACCAGCUCCCAGUACAAUAUUUGCAACACUCCCUUGUCCAUUUGCUGGACCUUUAGUACAACCAGUUAUACCUCCUAUAGUACCUCCGGUAGUUUCACCACUAUUUGUACCAGGUAAUCUUACAGACGUUUCUAAUUACUUAAGUGAAUGUAACGGUUCUACAGAACUGUUUGAUGCUACAACUGUUAAUGAUUUGUCAUUUUAUACGCCAGAACAAACUUCUAUUGAAACAGAACAAAAUUCAGUUUUAAGCAAUGAAUUAGUGAAAGAAAUUAUUGGUAGUAUUGAAACUACAUCAGAUCCUAUUGAAGUAUAUUUAAAAUUGCCAAAAGAGUUGUUUCCCACACCUAGAAUGCUAUCACUAGAUCCAAAUGCUAUCAUAGAUGAAUUUUGUAAGCUGCCGAAUUUACAGCGUCACGCACCUUGGAUUUUAGACCUGGAGUUUGGCAUUCCGAAAACUAUGAUAACACGUCCUUUGCCUAUUUAUAAUGUUAAGUUUAAUAGCAUACACUGCAAGAAUACUCCUGAUGCCAUACAUCCAGGAUUUGAGAGCUGCACUCCUGAUUUUAAAAGGGCUAUGCUGUUUUACUACGAUUGUGUGGUAUCUGCAUGGUACAGAGGAUUCAUAAUGAUUACUUCUGAUAGGUCGGUAGAACGAUUUCAGUCGUGGUUGAAAGUCCCAAUGCAAUUUUUAGGGAUGUGCUGGCCUUAAUGCACGUUGCAUGUAUUUUUAGAUUAUUUUAUUGUUAUGUAGAUACCUGUAUAGUUUUAGAUUUAAAUCAUCGUUGAAUGCCUCACAUGCCUGUAAAUUAUUUUGAUCUGUUUGAUCAAAUUUGUGUUUUAUAAAUAAAUGUAUUAUAGUCGUCUACA
Helicoverpa zea (corn earworm) is the source of this 1324-nucleotide messenger RNA. RefSeq lists its product as uncharacterized. The record is from RefSeq and is a predicted model, not a curated record. The transcript is spliced from 2 exons. Bases 243 to 1166 code for a protein of 307 amino acids. Lineage: Eukaryota; Metazoa; Arthropoda; Insecta; Lepidoptera; Noctuidae.